Molecule: messenger RNA, 609 nt
Organism: Chironomus riparius
Lineage: Eukaryota; Metazoa; Arthropoda; Insecta; Diptera; Chironomidae
Source: the annotation of a GenBank genome assembly
AUGACUUUGUUGAAAAAAGUCAUAAAAUUUCAUUUAUUUACAAAUUUUCUAUCUUUUGUGGCACUCCAAGGACCACCAAGAAAUGAUUUUGAUAGGAAAUUUCCGUACGGUUCUACAUUUAAAUCAGUUACUUGUGAAAAUUUUGAUGCCAAUAAUUAUAUGUUCUUGAGAAACUGCAGUGUUAAAGCUUAUUCAAGAAACUUUUCCGGAUUAAAUGUUGGAUAUACUUUACAUCGACCUAUGAACAGACCAAUUUUCCUUAAAAUUGUUACGAUGUUUAGAUAUGGCAACAUUUAUCGGGACAUACGACGCACGACUGUUGAGAUUUGCUCAAUUCUUGAUAAUCUUGAUAAACAGCCGGUUUUUAAGAACUUUAUAGGAGCAAUUGCAACACAAAUCGGAAAUCUUAUGCAUAAAUGUCCAUAUUCUGGCAGUUAUGAUGUUAAGAACUUAACAAUUGACGAUAAUGAACAUAAACAUAAAUUUUUGAAUCCCGAAGGAUUUUUUAAAAUUUGUUUGACAUUAUUAAAGCCAGCUGACAAACCACACGCUAGAUUGUGUGCCGUUUUUUAUGUGAAAUCACCAAUGAAGGAAUCUUAUGGAAAAUAA